Molecule: messenger RNA, 1931 nt
Organism: Pleuronectes platessa (European plaice)
Lineage: Eukaryota; Metazoa; Chordata; Actinopteri; Pleuronectiformes; Pleuronectidae
Gene: s100z
Product: S100 calcium binding protein Z
Exons: 2
Coding region: 142-1302 (386 amino acids)
Biological process (GO): thrombin-activated receptor signaling pathway; phospholipase C-activating G protein-coupled receptor signaling pathway; blood coagulation
Cellular component (GO): membrane; cytoplasm
Molecular function (GO): thrombin-activated receptor activity; calcium ion binding
Source: RefSeq, a predicted model, not a curated record
GAACGUGCUGAGGCACGUUUAGAGGAUUAAUCAGGUUGUCCUCCCACUGGUUUCACUAUCGCACAACGUUCCACCAGCAGAGAGUAAAACAGCUGCAGUGUGUUGAAGGAGAAGUGAGCCUCUGAUCGUCGACAGGACAUCAUGGAUUUAACUCGGUGCUUGUGGUUCAUGUCAGUGUUCUGCUACUGCGUCUCUGUCACCUCAGAUGAUUCAUUGAAUCGGGGGUUUCAUGUGUAUAAGGACCUUGAAAACCCUGAACAAUAUGUUGUGGAGUCCGAGACAGCAGAGACGUUGAAGAGUGAACUCACCACAGUCUUUCUCCCAUUCAUCUACAUCAUCGUAUUUUUGGUGGGACUUCCUGCCAACGGCAUGGCACUCUGGGUCUUCCUCUUCAGGACGAAAAAGAAGCACCCGUCAUCAAUUUACAUGGCCAACCUGGCACUGGCUGACCUGCUCUUUGUCAUUUGGACGCCCCUAAAAAUCGCCUACCACCUUAACGGCAACAACUGGACCUAUGGAGAGCCGCUGUGCAAAGUCCUUGUGAGCUUCUUCUACGGUAACAUGUACUGCUCCAUUCUGUCCAUCACUUGUCUCAGUGUGCAGAGGUACUGGGUCGUGGCUCACCCUCUGUCCCAGCAGAGCAAGAGCACCAACGUGGCUGUUGGCGUGUGUGUCUCCAUCUGGGCUUUCAUCUGGCUCACCACCACCCCUCUGUACCUGUAUGACCACACUGUCAAGCUCAAAGACCCGAACAUCACCACCUGCCAUGACGUCAGCGUCAUAAAAAACCGCACAGAUCCAUUCCCCUCUGUCCAGCUCCCGUUCUACUACUUCAACUUCAUGGCCGUCGUUGUGUUCCUCAUCCCUUGUGUAGUGAUCGUUGUGGCCUAUAUUCUGUUACUCAGAGCUCUGGGGAACAGCAUGCAGGAAAUUAAGGCAGCAAAGAACCGACACAGAUCCAGGGUGUUGAUCAUGACCGUCCUGGUGACAUUCAUGGUGUGUUUCAUCCCCAGUAACAUCAUGCUGGUGGUGCAUUACGCUCUACUGAAGAAUGGAGUGAUAAAUAACGGUUACAGCUUCUACAUCUCCACAUUAUGCCUGGCCAGUCUCAACAGCUGCCUGGACCCAUUCAUCUACUACUUUGUGUCAGAGGACUUCAGGAACCACGUGAAGAACACUCUGCUGUGCCGCAGCAGCAGGACUGUGGAGAGGAUGAGAGUUUCAUUCAGCUCAUUGAAAAACUCCAGGAAGAGCAAGUCAAGUACGUCAGACACAGGGAAGACAAAGAGCAGCACAUGUUAGCCAGAUAAAGCAGAGCUAUCGAGCCUGUACCUGCACUGUAGUGUUCAGAUAACAUGGCAUCACACAGGCAGUGAGGCACUGGGAUACAUUCUGUAAAGACUUCACUGGGAUGAGAGGAGAUUUCUUUUUAAGAUGUGUGUUACUUCAUUAUGGGACACAUUCUAUAAAGAUAAGACAGUCAUUUGCAACCAGUUCAACUCAAGGCAUCUCAUAUGAAUGUGAACAUGACUGUACUGGGAUGAGAGCGGAAUUCAUUUUAAGAUAUGUGUUACUAUAUUAUGUACUGAUGUUUGAUUUUAAAAUGUGAAACAUUUAUGCAUAUUUUGUUAUAUGUUGUGUAUAUGUAAAGAUAGAAAGGGCCUUUUUAAGGCCUGACUUGGCUGCAACAGAUAAAUGUGGGUUGUCACUGCAGUGAAGAACAUUUACAAACAAUCUCUGAAAUAAGAGCCAAACUGAACUGAUUUGUGCAGCAGAUCAGUUGUGUCUAAUUUUAUGUCAGUCGGAAUUUGGUCAAAUCAUUUAGCAAAAUUCCUGCAGCAAGUUUGAAUGUAACUCUAACUUUUUAUACCACGUGUUGUUUUUAAACCCCUUCACUCGAUUGUGUAAAUGAUUAAAGUCCUGUUCCUGAA